AUGGGUAGGCGUAAGAUUGAUAUAGAGCCUAUUUCAGAAGAUAGGAAUAGAUCUGUGACGUUUAUUAAACGUAAAGCUGGUUUGUUGAAAAAAGCUUAUGAAUUAUCGGUGCUAUGUCAGGUAGACGUAUCGUUGAUCAUAUUGGGUACGAAUAAAACAAUUUAUGAAUUUAAAUCAAUGGAAAAUAUUGUAGAUUUUUUAAAAUUUUAUGAAGAUAAUGAAAAUAUAUUGAAUCAUAAUAUAAAGACUCCUACUGAUUAUGGCGGGAAAUAUAAGAAGACUCAUGUUUACGAUGCAAUUAGAAAUAAUAAGUCAACCAUAUUUAAUAAAAAACCAAGAAAACCAUACACUAGAAAGGUAAAAGUAGAGGCGACAUCAAAAGAUGGACAAGAUCAGAAAGUUGAUAACCAUGAUAAAACUAAUUCGAAAAAUACUAAUAGAAUAAGUCAUACUGAUAUAAUAAGAAAUGAAGAUGAGGACGAUGAUAAUAAUGACGAGGAUGGUGAAAAUAUAAACGAUGACAAUAACAAUGAUAAUAACAAUGAUGAUGACGAUGAUGACGACGAUGAUGACGACGAUGACUAUGAUGAUGACUAUGAGGAUUCCGAUAACAACUAUAAACAUAGAAGAAUGAACCAUAAAAAAUCAUUAUCCAAUAUUUCAUAUACUACAGACUCCAGCUCUUACACUAAUCAAAACCCCUCAAAAAGAAGCUCUUCAAAUUAUGAAGAUUCCAUGACGGAAAAUGAGUAUAAAAAGGUUAAAGUUGCAGAUCAUUUUAAAAGCUUGUAUCAAGCUGUCCCUUCAAGAAGCUCUGAAGGUUCUGUCUCGAACAGUUUUAAUGAUAGGUUUGUCAAUGUGGCCUACACUUCAUCUAGAUCACAAACUAACUCCAACUUAACGGACACUAAUUUAACAAAAAAUGAUUCCUCUAGUCCUGGUUUAAAUCUUAAAAAUAGUGGACUGGCAUCAUCCAAAGUUUCUAUGCGACCAGUACUAAGAGUGCAAAUACCGAAUGGGAACGCUAAUAAUAAUUCUAAUCCGAAUAAAGCUCGUUUAAAUGAGUCGGUGGAUACUACUAAUGGACCACCUUUGUCUUCAAAUUCUUCUGCAGGAAGUAUGAAUAGUAUACAGUAUGAUAACCAGCGACAUCAAGGCAAAAUCUCACAAUACCAUAAUAACGAAAAGGAAAAUACAGACGAAACUAAAACAGAUGAUAAUACCUCAAUUCCAAAUUCUGGUACAAUCUCUGAUGUUGCAUUAUCUAUGGAACAAAAAGAUCGAUUGAGAUCAAACUUAAAAUCACCAUCAUCUAGUGGAUAUGGUUUACCACCAGUAUUUUCUGCCUUUUCAGCUCAACAACAAUAUAUUGCUACUCCAUUACAAUCAUUCACAAAUAAUGCUAACAAGUUGAAAGAUGAUAAUAUUCCAGAAAGUGCGACACAGACUGGAGGUCUAAAUGGAAAUUCCUAUAAUUAUUUUUUUCAACGGCAAUUACAAAUGUCUCAGCAGGCACAACAAAAUCAUUAUUCAGCGCAGUAUGGGCAGUCACAACAAGCUCAAAAUAAUGCUGUAUCAGCUUCAAAUAAGACACAAAAUAUAGCAUCACAAGAUCAGCAAGCACAGCCGCCGCCACCACUACAUCAGCUUCAGCAGCAGCAGCAUCAGCAACAAAAUACAGCAUUUAAUGGACCACCAACAGGGCCACCAACAGGCAAUUUACCUUCAAAAUUUGUGCAUGAUCUAAUAUUCCCAUCGCCUAGUACCUCAAUGUCAAUGUUUCAAGAUUGGUCGAUAAAACAAGAAUCAUCACCAAGCAGUGCCACUGGUAAUAAUAAAAGGGAUAACGGUAUCCAUUCUAUGAGUGGGAAUACUGGAUUAACACCAUUUAUCACUUCAAAUCAGCCUCCUUCUGCAACAGGAAGAUUCUUUAAUUUUUCAAAUGAGGCCAAUGAAGAUAAUAAUAAAUUAAACAAACCGCCAUAUAAUAGAAACGAAGGGGAUACGACAAGAAAGGAAUGA
This is a messenger RNA of Vanderwaltozyma polyspora DSM 70294, 2022 nucleotides long. RefSeq lists its product as uncharacterized. Gene Ontology annotation, molecular function: DNA-binding transcription factor activity, RNA polymerase II-specific; RNA polymerase II cis-regulatory region sequence-specific DNA binding; protein dimerization activity. NCBI's taxonomy places the organism in Eukaryota, Fungi, Ascomycota, Saccharomycetes, Saccharomycetales, Saccharomycetaceae. Gene Ontology annotation, biological process: positive regulation of transcription by RNA polymerase II. Bases 1 to 2022 code for a protein of 673 amino acids. The record is from RefSeq and is a predicted model, not a curated record. The transcript has a single exon.